Geodia barretti is the source of this 1200-nucleotide messenger RNA. The record is from the annotation of a GenBank genome assembly. Lineage: Eukaryota; Metazoa; Porifera; Demospongiae; Tetractinellida; Geodiidae.
AUGAUCCCACUGUGCGGAGCUCAACUCCAUAAGACAGUAGAUAUUGAGGGUCAACCACUCACGGCUGACCUGAAGUCAGGACGAGGAGAGGAUCUACUGGCUUUUAGGGUCAGUUUUGUGAGCAAGGAGAGUCUAUAUUUCAGAGUGGCCAAACCUAAUCUGAGAAAGGCUUGGGUCGAGGCUCUGGAAAUGUGUAUACAAGAGGCGGCUCAUGAGGGUCUGUGUGAUAAUGAGGACAUUCCUCUCGCUCAAGUCUACCCUGAUGCUGGCCCCAAGAUUGCAGCAGCAUCACUGGAGAAGCUGUUUCAACAGUUGACAAGUCCCCACAACUUCCAGGACGACUUUAUUGACGUGUUUCUGAUGACUCACCUCAGUUUCACGACUUCUCGCGACGUCCUUGAAGCCCUCAUCAACUGCAUGCAGUCGCCCGGAGGACUCAGCGAUAGCGGAGCUCACUUUUCUGCCAAUGCUGUCUUCACCUUCAGUAUGGAAUCAGGUGAUUCAGAGACGGACUACGUGACGUUCUUCCGAUCCUCUCGAAACAGUUCGGAGAUGGAUUUCGGAGACGAGGACAGUGGAAACGACGACAGUGCUGACACCCCACGGCCGUCCCAUACUGACCUCAUGGGCCUACGAAGCAGAGCAUGUGCUAAGAAUGGAGACAUGUCUUCAGUGAGGGCAGAAGCCGAGCACUUCAAAAUCAGGGAGAUGAGUAUCGAAGAGGAAGAAGGGAGUCAAGGCGAUGGCAGAAUCCACGUCCAAACGGCCGUAGACAGACGGAAACUCACCAUCUCAGAGAAGAUCAACCGGGACUUGGACGAGACAGCGAUCAUGUUGGAGAAGCUGACGCAGAGUCUGUUUCCGGUGGAGAUGGGAGGAGGGGUAGGAAGGGGUGAGGGGGGAGGGGUGGUGAAGAGGGUGCACAGAGAUUGGAAAAAGUCUCGCCAUUCUACCGUCUCGGCCUCCAUUUCCGAGCCUGACCUGACACUGAUUGGUAUAGAGAAGAGCCCCAGUCCACCACCCAUCAAGAGAGGGCAUGGCCAAGUUUCCAUUCCGGUACCAAACCCUUCGACCCGGAGACCUGGAACGCCGACAGACAGGCUCACCAAUUCCCUCAGCCAAUCAUCCGCCAGUCAUUCGUUUCUCUCCUUCUCCCUUCCUCCACGGUCCUGCCAUGAUGAGCCCUCUACACACCAAUAG